AGGUAGCCCCGGUGACCUCGGUCAGCAGGAGGGAAUAGACAAAACGGUGACAGAAGAGAAGCAGCUGUACCUAGAAGUCGGUGUGGAAUACAAAGCCCCUCUUUCUGCUUUGCAUACCAAGAAACUCCAUCUGUCAGCCAUAGAGGGUUUCAGAGGUCACGACGAGGGGACAUCCAAAAAUUACCUAACCAGCACACAAAAGCUUCAAGAGAGCAAGAAGCAGAUGGCCACCAUAGCUGAGCCCAUCCUGAACGCGAGGAGGGACACGGAGCUGGCGCCGCCCCAGUUCUUCCUGCACACCUCCAAAAGCCAACCCAUCUGUCUACCCCAGGCCUCUGGCAGGAGCACGCCGGCAGGAGCCACAGGCUUGGAGUGGUUUCCAGACUUAUAUCCUAAUUAUGAUGGGCUGAGAAUUAUUCCAGGGAAGCCUUUCCGAGAUGACAACGUGGGCAUCGCAGUGAAGACACCGAAGGGCAAUUUCUCAGAGGGCCAGCAAGGUCCCCUCUCAGAGAGGCGGCUGCUGGACGUGCGGCUGGGGGAGCUGCCCCUGUGGUUGGCCACCCGUGACAUCUCUCCCCAGGGACUGCUUGGAGGAGUGCAGAAAGCCUGGAGCAGCUAUUACGACAAAUACAUCAACGUGAAGAGGGGUGGAGGAGCGGGGAUCUCCAUGCUGCUGGCCGGGUACUGCCUCCUCAGCUACGGCUGGAGCUACCAGCACAUCAGUAAGGUUUCCUUCCUGAGUGUCAUCGCUGGCGUAAAUACCACUGAGGAAGCUGGAGCAGUACCCAAGGAACAGUCACAGAUACUGGACCAGGAGUCAGCAGAAGUGGCCAGGACCAGUGUUCCCACCAGGAUCCAGACCAGCAGAGCCCCAUUCACAGCCAGACACAGGCUCUUUAAUCCCUGA
This is a messenger RNA of Mesitornis unicolor (brown roatelo), 907 nucleotides long. RefSeq lists its product as uncharacterized. The annotation marks the transcript as partial. NCBI's taxonomy places the organism in Eukaryota, Metazoa, Chordata, Aves, Mesitornithiformes, Mesitornithidae. The transcript is spliced from 4 exons. The record is from RefSeq and is a predicted model, not a curated record.